UUACAGGCAAUGGUCCGUCGCCGUGGUAGUGGGGCUUAUUGUAAAUAAAACUAAUAAAAACUUUAAAAUAAAAUAUUUCUAAGCCCGUCCAGUCAGAAAUUGAAAAGAAUUCGUGGAUUAGAAAUUAAAAUAUCAAUUAUUGAGCUAACGAUAUGGCAGACAAGGACGUUUGUCGAAUAUGUUUAACCGAGGCAGUUGAACGAGACAUCACUCAGUUAUCAGAAGAAUUGAGCGGUGACAACAAAACUUAUGAAGACAUACUGUUGUUUUGUUUAAAUAUUGAGGUUUCGCCUGAAUCAAAACUGACAUCAAAGUUGUGUGUUGAAUGCUUUAGAAAAAUAAUAUUGUUCCAUAACUUCAAGACAUUAGCAUUAAAGAAUGAUGCAUAUUUACAUUGUCUACAAAAACAGAGGUAUAGAAAAUGUGCUGUUUUUGAGACAGACACCAUAAAAUGUGAGGAAAUAAGCAAUGGACUAUCUGAUGAUGCAUUAUGUGACACAGUACCACUUAGCAAAAUGGAAUUUGAAAUAAAAAAUGAACAUAACAUAGAAGAUGUGCCCUCAGAUGAUGAACUGCUUAGUGUUAUAAAGAAAAUAAAAUAUGAAUAUGGUUCUGAAGCAUGUAAAGAAAAUAAAGAAUCUCUACCCAAGGCUAAAAAUAAAGGCAAAAAGGUGAAAGUGAGGAAAAAGAACAAAGAACCGGAGCAAAGAGAGAAGAUAUGUGAAGAGUGUGGCAAAACUGUUGUCAACUUGUUUGAGCAUAUGAAGCUGCAUCUGCCCGCCACUGAGCGGAAGAGGAUCCAGUGCAAAGUGUGUGAUAAAACAUUUGCCAGCUACGGAGCGAGAUACAGACACAAUAAAAUUAAACAUUUGGGCAUAAAACAACAUUGUGAUGAGUGUGGCAAAGACGUAGUGAGUCUGCGCAACCACCACCUGCUGAUGCACAGCGCGGGCAAGCUGCCGCACGAGUGCGUGCCGUGCGGGCGCCGGUUCAUCUCGCGCGCCAAGCGCGACCUGCACAUGGCGCGCCACACCAAGGAUCGGCCCUACGUGUGCGACAUGUGCGACAAGGACUUCCGGCACAACAUUGGCCUCUUACAACACAAACGUCAAGUACAUGACAAGGAGAAGACCCAUCUAUGUCAAAUCUGCCCAAAGAGAUUUUUCAAGAAAUAUAACCUUCUGGUGCAUUUAAGAAGCCAUUCAAAUGAAAAGCCGUACGAAUGCCCCGACUGCGGCAAGCGGUUCAUCUCCGCCACUGUAAUGAAGAACCACCAGAUGAUACACAGUGACGUCAGGAACUACCCCUGUGACCUUUGCGAUAUGGCCUUCAAGAAACCUGGGUACCUCCGUAUCCACAUGAUAAGUCACACGAAGGAGAAGCGCUACUCCUGCUCAUACUGCGACAUGCCCUUCGGUCGCUCCGACCACCGCGCGCGCCACGAGCGCACCGCGCACCAACGACCCUUCAUACAGAGUCAGACCAACGCACUGACGCAACCUGGCCUGCAGUGACCAACAGCGCACCUUCAACGGUCUCAAAAACACGCACUGAUAAAAACGAGCCUGCAGUGACGCAAUAAACGCACCGUACGCCUAUUGUAACUAACGCAACCUGUCUUUCAGUGACAACUUGAACUGGCCAGAAACCGGUAUCAGUAACAGGUAUCAGCAUAACUUCAUAGUGUCAGAUAACGCCUAGCAUAGGUUGUACGUCAAUGACAUGUCUGUAGCAAGCAAACCUUUUAAUUUAUCAUUAUCUUUAUCGAAUCUUACUCUCUGAGGUAUAUUUGAAAAUGCCAUCUUGAAUUUAGAAUGACGUCACUAAACCAUAUAUUGUAAUCUUAACAAUAUUUUAGAUCAAUCAUUGUGGGAUUGUACCCGAACAUUUCGCAUCACUAACACAACAAUACAGUUGUAUUAGUGA
This is a messenger RNA of Bicyclus anynana (squinting bush brown), 1926 nucleotides long. RefSeq names its product zinc finger protein 883. Gene Ontology annotation, biological process: regulation of transcription by RNA polymerase II. Gene Ontology annotation, molecular function: zinc ion binding; chromatin insulator sequence binding. Gene Ontology annotation, cellular component: chromosome; nucleus. NCBI's taxonomy places the organism in Eukaryota, Metazoa, Arthropoda, Insecta, Lepidoptera, Nymphalidae. Bases 153 to 1514 code for a protein of 453 amino acids. The transcript is spliced from 7 exons. The record is from RefSeq and is a predicted model, not a curated record.